Messenger RNA from Aspergillus oryzae RIB40, 864 nucleotides. Its product is annotated as Zn(II)2Cys6 transcription factor. The record is from RefSeq and is a predicted model, not a curated record. Gene Ontology annotation, molecular function: DNA binding; DNA-binding transcription factor activity, RNA polymerase II-specific; zinc ion binding. The transcript has 3 exons. NCBI's taxonomy places the organism in Eukaryota, Fungi, Ascomycota, Eurotiomycetes, Eurotiales, Aspergillaceae. Gene Ontology annotation, biological process: DNA-templated transcription; regulation of DNA-templated transcription. The coding region runs from base 1 to 864 and encodes 287 amino acids.
AUGACAGACUCCAAACGACGGCUGGCACCCGCGCCGCCCGGUACCCCGGGUGGCAAUGACGCUCAUCCCCGGAGGAAAAACGUCGGCACAGCGUGUUCAGCCUGCAAGGCUCGCAAGCUCAAGUGCACCGGGACCGCGCCUUGUGCGAACUGCGUCAAGAGUCGCCUCGAAUGUACCCUCGAUCAAACUCUCGAUAAACGUCGCCGCGGAGCCUUAAAACGCAAGAUCGACCAACUCGAGGAGAAAGAGGAUCUUCUUUUUCGCCUGGUCAACGUCCUACGAGAAAGCGGCAACCGGAGCACCAUUCCCUUACUCAAUCUGAUCCGAAGCAAUGCCUCGCUACCGGAGAUCCAAUACUAUCUCAACCAUCAGGUGCCCGAGUCGGAACUAGCCCUUAUGCCUGAACUCCUCGAGGUCAGUCAUGAGUUCCAGCGAUUGCAGGAUGCGGACUCGCGAUCAGUGCGUCGGAUUCUGGAUGCGAAGCGAUUGUCGGAUCAACCGUUGUUUCAGGUCCCUGCGAAGCCCUGGACUAGCGUCGUCUCGGACAACGAUUUUGUUUCGCACCUCAUCUCCCUGUGGCUCACCUGGUUCCAUCCGUUCUCUAAUUGGGUCGAUCGCGAUCGGUUUGUUUACGAUAUGCAAACGGGGUUGCUUGGGGCCAAGUACUGUUCGCCGUUCUUGGUCAAUGCCAUUCUGGCGUAUGCAUGUACAUACUCAGAUUAUCCCGAAGCGUAUGCUGUUCCCGGGGAUGUAUCGUCGAAAGGUGUUCACUUUUACGAUGAGGCGAAACGGUUGCUGGACAAAGAGGAAGGGAGGAUUAGCCUUCCCACAGUCCAAGGUAUCGGCAUGUUAUGGGCGCGGUAA